CCGCAGGGCCUGGCACUGCACACACAGACUGCUUUUACUGUAUAACGUGACUCAUUUGUACUGUUCUAUCCUGGCCUUGGCUGGUGUGUGGGCGAGCGUUGGCUGUUGCCUGUUUGGAAUCGAAAGGGUUUGCAAGCUCGGUUGGAAUGAAACCAGUAGUUACGCACUGUUUAUUUGGGUUGUGGGCUGUUUGGUUGUGCUCGCUCGCGUUGGUCGCACAGGAUCUCGUUGUAUCCGGAGAAAGCGAGGUGUUGUCAGUUGCUUCGUUGUUCCCGUUGGUGAGUUGACUGGUGGGGGCUUGAAAAAGCCUGGGUUGUUCGUUGAGAGUGGUUUCCCCACUUGGUGGUUCUGCAGAUCGGAGGUGACAUAUUUGCCUUUGCUUUUUAUUUCUUUUGCCUCAGAUUUAAAGCUGUCGAUUUGGCUUGCUGGGUGUGGUUCUUGAUUUAUUUCAAAUCAUUGCAGGGCGUGGUUGUUCAGUACUGUUGCCCUAUUGCCCAUUUGUCUAUCUUCCACUCCUCGAGACUGUGCCCUUGGAAUAGACUUUCUUUCUCUUUCUUCUACACUCUCUCUAUUCUCUUCUCCUCUCUGGUCAUAGUAUCUCAGGCUGGGUUUAUUUGUUCUUUUGUUCGUCGGUUCUUCAUCUCUCAGUCUUGAUAAUGGACGCUACUUUGUUGUGUAAUCUCAAAGGAGGCAGCAGAGAAGUUACUCUCCGUUUGCGACUGCUUCACUUGUGGUUUGCUAAGAAUCCUGAUGGUACCAGAGUGUUCAAUCAUUGCUGUCUUUGGGUAGAUCAAACGGGCAUGCUCAUUCAGAGCCUUGCUGAUGCAGCCUUUGGUCAUGAUUUUGAGCGGGUUCUGCGUGUUGGUGUUGUUUAUGUAAUCAAGUCUUUUGGUCAGGGUGUGGCGAGGAAUCUAUACCGAGCCUACUCUUUUGAUCUCAUCAUGGAAUUAUCGGUUACCACAACUUUCCAGGCAUGCUCUCUCCCCGCGGCUGAUUUUCCUGCUGACUCUUUCGAGGUUGUGCCAUACAGUGACUUGCCAAAGCGCAAUGGGUAUCACCGCAUCCUCUCGGAUGUUGUUGGACGUCUUCAUUCCAUUAGUGGGAUUGAUCAUCAAGUCACCAGUAAUGGAUCCACUCCAAAACACUCCUUGGUCCUUGAGAAUGCCCAGGGCCAGAAGGCUGAUUCCAUUGAGCCAGUCAUCAUUGGAGUGGGGAGUCUCAUGGUUGGCCGCUUGAUAGUGGGUCAGUACACCUGUUCAAGUUCUUCUGGCACCCGUAUAGUUGUUACCCCUCGCAUUCCUGAGGCAUACAGCCUGACAACUUUCUUCGGUGGAGCUAGGAAUCCUGUGACGGAACUGGCAGUUCAAUUUGCAACACCUGAAGAUGCUGCUGCUGAUGCUCAGCGUCGUACAAGGACGAUAGCUGAGCUGCUUGAUUUGUACCAUAGCGAUGGUUCGGUGGAUGAAAGGCAUCGUUGUGGUGGGAUAAUAAGAUCUGUUGAGUCUCGCAGUCCAUGGUACUACACAUCAUGUAACAUGUGCAAAAAGAAGUGUUCUACGUGGAGGAAUGGUAACUAUUGGUGCCCAGAUAAUUGGGAAAUUUCUGAACAGCAUGUCACGAUUGGGUACAAGAUACAGCUGACCUUGCGUGAUUCAACAAAUGAAGCUCGUUUUAUAGUUUUGGACCAUGUGGAAAUAAUUUGGUAUUCACAUCUGCUCAGCUUCUUGCCCAAAGAUAUCCUCGUAGGCCUCACGAGCUUCCACCUGAGCUUGAGGCUUUGUUGGGCCAGUUUGUUAGAUUCGAGGGUUUUUCGGGUGCUUCCCCGGGAUAAUCAAGAACCACUUCUUGCUAUAGAAUCUGUAGUGCACCCAACUGUUGAUCCUUCUGUCCCUCAAGGUGUUACUGAGCAAGGUGGAAUGCUUUUGUUGGCUGGGGUGCCUGAACCAUCCCAAGUUAGCUGUUCUGCUAUCGCUCCAACAAGCUCUUCCAAAGGCAAGGAAAAGAUAUCAGGCACAGUGCUGCCUGGAAACUACAAUCCAACUUUCAAUAUUACUCAGGCAGCAAGGCAACCUCUCAAUAAAUCUCAUGGUCCGUUGGUCAUCAAGGAGAGUUCUGGUGUUAGCAAUUUGGGAAUUCAGUCUCCGCAGGAAGGUGUUUCAAGGAGAGCAUUUUCAGCCUCUGAUGGUGUUUCCAGAAACAUCAAUCAGGAUUCUGUGUUUGCUGUUUCAGCAAAUGAGGGUUCGCUACCUAUCAGUUCUGUUGGUCCUCCCCAAGAUACUACCAUUAAGGCUGUUGCUGAUGUGAAGAUUCCAGAGAUACCCCCAUUUUUAGUAAACAGUGAUAGGGCGGAUCUGAUGAGUUCUUGCGAGUAGAAAUCUUUGGAUUCGUUGUCAGCUGUUGUGGGAGAUUCCGAUACUCCCCAGAGUAAAAUUAGAAAGACAUCAUCUUCAACCCCACCCUUUUCAUCACCUUCUGAUACUAUGUGAGAAAUUCCUGCCUUUGACAAUGUGCAUUGGCCAAAUAUACAUAUUUGUUUGAUUUGGUUGUUUGCACUCUAGGUUGGCUUCACCAUUGGUCAAGGUGAAAAUUGAAAAGCUAGAAUCGUUUGAGUCUAAGGAGGGUGUCAACAAGCAAGCUGGACAAUCAACUCAGGAUUCUGCUCCAUUCUCACUUGGUGACCUGAGUGAUUUUACUCCCCAGAGUAAAAUCAAGAAGACAUCAUCUUCAACCCCACCCUUUUCAUCGCCUUCUGGUGCAAUGUGAGUGUUUCGUACCUUAGACCAUGAGCAUUGGCCAUAUAUGCAUCUUCUUUUGGUUGAUUAGGUUCCUUUCACUCUAGGUUGGCUUCUCCAUUGGCAAAAGUGAAGAUUGAAAAGCUGGAAUCUGCUAGGUCUCAGGAGGGUAGCAACAAGCAAGCUAGGGAAGCAACUCAGGAUUCUGCUCCAUUCUCACUUGGAGACCUGACUUCACAACCGACGUCCACCAAGCCUUCUUCUGCUAAACGUCGCCUUUAUGAUAAUUAAGGUAUUCUUUUGCCUUUGUGUGACAAAAAAAAACUCAGUGUUGUUGGGAUGAAUUACCUUAAAUUAAUUGCAUCUUUCUGAACUUGCAGGGGGUGUUGUGGGCUCAGGAGGAAUGGUUGUUAUUACUGGGAUGAUGUAUUUUGUCAAUGUCAUGAAACCUUUUCUCGUGGCUUUGGGGAACUUGCUGGUGUGUGCUUUGUGUGUCAGUUAAACUUUUGGAAGGAUCAUUUUGGAAACUUUGUUAGCAAAGCACAAGACCUUUAGUAAUCUUUAGUGCAUUAAUGGACUGAAGUAGUAUCAUGUUAUUGUAAAUAUUUUAUGAAUUGCUUCCAUGCUCUUAACUGGUAUUUCUAAAUGUAAUGGUGUUUCCCUGCUGUUAACUGAUAUUUCUAUUUCUAAAUAUAAUGGUGUAGUUAUAUAUGGAAUCCACAAGCCUUAUCUAUGUUAUUUGUGUAAUGUAGACCUCUGGUUUCUUUUAGUGUGAGAUCCAAGUAGUCACAAAGGAUGUUGAUGCUUUACUUUGGGUAUGAAUUAAGAAUCAAUUAAUGAUAUUUAGCUAAGAACAACCAUUCAUAGUUCUUCAGUUUUCUCUUGGUUUGAUCCAAAUACGUGAAUGAAAUUCAUGAUCACGG
This is a messenger RNA of Linum trigynum, 3655 nucleotides long. NCBI's taxonomy places the organism in Eukaryota, Viridiplantae, Streptophyta, Magnoliopsida, Malpighiales, Linaceae. The record is from the annotation of a GenBank genome assembly.